AUGCGUGGAUACCCGCGUAGAUUAAUAUUCGUAGUCGGCAUCGCGCUAUUUCUUUUACUGAGUACGCGUCUGUUAAUUGGUCGUAGUCUUGUACUUCCGCUGGAUGAUGACGCAGCAUCAUCAUUUUCACCUCGUGGUCCAGAUAAUUUCAUCCAAGAGCCAUCGAGAGGAUUUGCGCGUGCGUAUGCACCUGGAAUGUACAUGAGAGGUCAACAGCCACUGAAUAAUUGCGCCUGUGCUUGGAAAUACGAAUUGCCUUUUUUAUUUUCAUACCCGGUUAAUGAAAUUCGGUAUACACCUCAAGCAGGUGAGGAUGGACCGUAUCGAGUUUUGCCGUUUGUCAUUCGGAGUAGUGUUGAGUCGGAUGGAUCAAAACCAUUCGCUAGAUUGACUCUGUGUACUCACGCGACCGCGGAUUUAGUUUACAAUGUCGUCGAAUUGGUCAAGCGAUGGGAAGGUCCAGUUAGUCUUGCUGUCUUUACACCAGGUCGAGAUGCUGAACUGGCUGUACGUCUACUCGACAGAGCUUGCCGCUGUGAGCCUCAAAUGCACAAGCUUUCCGUCCACCUGAUAUUUCCAGCAAACCUUCAGCCGAUCAUCAAAAAUAAUUAUCUCGCCGAAGAUGGAGACUGCUCGGCGCUGGACCUUCACUGGCAACUCCAGGAGUCUUUGACAGACAGAAAAGACCGAGGACUCACUUAUCCAAUAAAUGUAGCGCGAAAUGUCGCGAAAAGUCUCGCGAUGACAUCCAGAGUCUUGGUCUCAGACAUUGAAUUAUUGCCCAGUGAUAAAUUGGCAUCAGGAUUUCUGAAAAUGAUCGACGGACAGCCGCCACGCAAAGGACUUGCAUUCGUAGUUCCAGUAUUUGAAAUUGAAGAGACCCAGCAGCCGCCUAAAAAUAAACGAGAAUUAAUGGCUGCGAUAAAUAAAGACCUCGCUGUAUAUUUUCAUAAAUAUAUGUGCAUACAUUGUCAGCGGUUUCCUGGUAUCACAAAGUGGAUGUUGAGACCAGACCCAGGACGAGUGAAACCACUGAUUGUAACUCGACGGGAGUAUCCGCACCAUCGAUGGGAACCAGUUUACAUUGGGACUCAGGACGAUCCUCUUUACAACGAAAAUAUGACUUGGGAAGGACGUCAGGAAAAAAUGUCACAGAUGUUAGAAAUGUGCUUGAUGAAUUAUCAAUUAAUAAUUCUCGAUGGAGCUUUUCUUGUCCACACACCGGGAAUAAAAAGAAAGACUUAUCAAUUGAAUCCAUCCAAAUCAACAUUUGAACGUACUCAGGAAAUGCUGAACGCUCAAAUAUAUCAAAGCAUUACGCAUAAUUUGCUCAACCAAUAUCCGAUAAAUCGUAAAUGCAGACAAUAGAACUUCAGGUUUACAAUAAAUAAAAUAUUAAAUAUAUAAAUAGAUAUAUGAUUAGUUAAAGCGAAGAUAUAAAAUUAUAUUAUUUUUAAACCGCGUAAAUUUUAAGAGAUAAAAAAUAUUUUAGCUUCUUUCUACUAAAUAUUUAACUCAAUUAAAUUCUAAACACUUGCGACAACAUUUUACGUAAUACAAUAAUGCCUUCAUUGCUACAUACAUGACGUAGACUUUUGUCUAAAU
Molecule: messenger RNA, 1605 nt
Organism: Microplitis demolitor
Lineage: Eukaryota; Metazoa; Arthropoda; Insecta; Hymenoptera; Braconidae
Product: beta-1,4-glucuronyltransferase 1
Exons: 3
Coding region: 1-1368 (455 amino acids)
Source: RefSeq, a predicted model, not a curated record